Molecule: messenger RNA, 658 nt
Organism: Caenorhabditis sp. 36 PRJEB53466
Lineage: Eukaryota; Metazoa; Nematoda; Chromadorea; Rhabditida; Rhabditidae
Source: the annotation of a GenBank genome assembly
AUGGGCUCCGUGCGCUACGCCCUGCUUCUUUCCCUUUUUGCAACUCUCGACGCACAACUUUUUUACGGUCAGUUUUUUUCUCGGUUUUGGAAAAAGCGAAGUCUCUUCAGACGACGUGAAGCAUUACGGUUGUCGAUGUCUUCAAAAGGACCAAACCGGUCAACUUCUGAAUUCUCUCACCAAAUCUAUGAACGGAGACCGACCGAUCUGGCAGCUAGCCAAAGAUUCCGCAAGUCUCACUUCGAACAUUCAGAGCAAAGUGAGCAGAAAACGGAAAAAGUGGGUCACGACCAUUUCCAGAUCCAUUUCCUGAAACACUGGCUCUCCACACUCACCCUGGACACGCCUACCGUACCCCCGACCACUACAACUCCCCGUCCGGCUACUGUAGACCCACUGGCACUUCCGUACGACGAAGGUACGGGCAACAGUGUGUUCGUGAGGUUGGCCUACAAGAUUAUGGCCAAGUACCUGAAAAAGUUCCGUAAGUUGCUUUUAUUGUUUCGCUUUGAAAUUGAUGAAUAAGAAAGGUACAACUCCCUCGUUUUCAGGCGGUGAAUGGUCAAUUCUGGAUCGUUUCGAGUGUGUCUGCGACGGGAAUCUCAUUGAACUUCUCAAUUCGAAAACAUUCAUCAACAUUCAAAUUGCGCAUGAUUAG